Molecule: messenger RNA, 4294 nt
Organism: Melitaea cinxia (Glanville fritillary)
Lineage: Eukaryota; Metazoa; Arthropoda; Insecta; Lepidoptera; Nymphalidae
Gene: baz
Product: partitioning defective 3 homolog
Exons: 20
Coding region: 356-3646 (1096 amino acids)
Biological process (GO): establishment of centrosome localization; establishment of cell polarity; microtubule cytoskeleton organization
Cellular component (GO): cell cortex; apical plasma membrane; adherens junction
Molecular function (GO): protein binding; phosphatidylinositol binding
Source: RefSeq, a predicted model, not a curated record
CAGUUGAUAAUCAAUUUGAUAUCUAUAAGUACUUUUCGUAGGCUUCACUGUAAAUAAAUAUAGAACCUGAAAUAGUGUAGCUUUAAUAGGAGGGGCGUGGAUUGUAGAUAACGAUGAACCGAUAACGGAGCUAAGGCCAAAUAUAAUGUGCUGUUUAUACGCGUCACUCGACAAUUUUUUGCACUUUUUGCGCGUCUGCAAUAUCGAACGGACUUUGCUAUCGAACUGUGUAUCUACAUCGGCUGUGUCUAUUUGCGAAUAACUUAAUUUCAACACAAGUGUUUUUAAUAAAUAAUACUGAAUUUAAGUGUUAUACUUUUAAAAUUUAGUGAUUUUAUCGUAAAGAAAGUAAACAAUGAAAGACCCUCCUCGGUGUGAAGAUGUGGCUGACAAAAUUGUGAGGCUUUUUGGAUGGAGACAGACAUAUCCAGUUCAGAAGUUGCAGAAAAACUUAUUACCUAAACAGAACGAAACGGGGCCGGAGACAUGGGUUGGAGUGCGAGCGCUUCGCGCAAGUUCGGGAGGUAUUCUGGACCUUGACGACCGCGUGAGAGAUGUGGCUGACGACAGAGAGACGCUCACCGCCGAGUGUGCCAACCAGGCGCAGCCAAGGGCUGCUCAAGCAGAUGGCGCGAGUGGUUCCUCUGCUGGCACCGCAUCACCGGAUAUGUUUCGGGGCGGUGGCGGCGUGGGGGGCAGUAUGCGGGUACCUAAUACGGAUUCCUGUGUAGAAGUCGGCGUCGCGGACCUAGAGGACGGUGCUAAUGGCUUACAAGUGCGCCGCGGAAGCGAGCCCUCUUUACAUCAAGACACAUUGCCUCCGCAAAGACAGGUUUCAGACCAAAGCAAGCGCUGGUCGGCGGCGGUGGUGUGCCGCGACGACACGAGCCGCGCGCCGCACAAAGCGCAUUCCUUAGACGCGCGCCCGGCCGACGCCUCGCCGCCCGGACAGCACUUCCAACGACAGUCCAACCGCCUCUCUAUGCAGUUCUCCGGACCUGGAAGUGGGGUUUGGCUUGAUGCAGCAGAGCGAGUACAAGUGUAUGAGAGUAAGAGUCUACCCCGAGAUGCCCGCAAGGAACCCUUGGGUCAAGACACGCCGAGUAACAACCAGAACCACAGAGUGGAAGAUAUGUUGAGGUGGGUGACUGGAGUCAAUAAUGUGGCCAGCGUACAUCCUGUUCAAGAACGACCAUUGGAUCUUCUUCCAGAAGGAAAUAGUGAAAGGGCUAUAUCAGGCACGGAGGUUCCAGUCAGUCCAAGCAGUAAACCAGUAUCGAAAGCCAUGCAGACCGUGGCUGUUACCCUGGUCAAGGGUGAAAAGGGGCUAGGUUUCACUAUCACCACCAGAGAUAACCCCACAGGAGGACAUUGCCCCAUUUAUAUUAAGAAUAUUUUACCAAAGGGCGCGGCGGUGUCGGACGGGCGGCUGCGCGCCGGUGACCGGCUGGUGGCGGUGAACCGGCAGGCGGUGGCGGGCCGCUCGCAGCAGCAGGUGGUGGCGCUGCUGCGCAACACGCCGCAGGGCGCCAGCGUGCACAUCGUCGCCGAGCGCCACGCCGAGCGCCCCGCCGAGCGCGCUGCCGAGCGCUCCGCCGACCGCGCGCGCACGCAGAUAGUGGAACCUCAGCAAAGUCCGUCAAAGUAUAACGAAAAGCCUAUAGGACCACCGGCGAGCAUACAAUCGCAGCCUACCGAGGCUACGAAACCUGAAAACGGUCGAGUUUCUAGUAUAGUAAAUGCCAUAAACCAGGGCAACAAUAACUCAGUCAGAGGAAGAAUACCUAAGAGCUCAUCAAAGGACGACCUACUGAAGGAUCACUCGGCCGAUAGUGCUUUACAAGAGGCCUUAAAUUCUUCUUCUAAUUCUUUACUAGGUCUGCGUAACCGUCUAAUCUUAAGGCUAGAUGUGCCAGUACACGAUUCUGAAAAAGCUGGCCUCGGCAUAAGCGUGAAAGGAAAAGUGACAGUGGGACCUGACCCCCAUGACUUAGGAAUUUUUAUUAAGUCUGUACUACAUGGGGGUGCUGCGUCUAGAGAUGGAAGGUUACACACAAACGACCAGUUGCUCAGCGUCAAUGGCGUGUCACUGGUGGGACAGUCUAAUGCAGAGGCAAUGGAGACGCUUCGCCGGGCGUUACUACACUCAAGGCCUAAUGUACAUGGAAGCAUAUCUCUCACUAUCGCUAGACGAACAGACAGCAUGGAUAGCUUAGCGAGGUGGAAAGACGACACACCACCGAACGGUAACGACACGACAAACUCGAAUGAAAAUAGCAAUUCUCAAAAUUUCAACACAGUCAUAUACAACACGACACAAGAAAAAAAACUGCAGGAUUAUAAUCACAAAGAAAAUAGUCAGGAAAGUCUCGAUAACCCCGACGGAAGGAGUACAAAGAAACAUGCCUCAAUAGUCACUAUCAAUAAUAACAAUAGUUGGGUGUCCAAUCAGUCGGACGAUAGUAAAGGGUAUUUAGAGAGAGACAAGGAUAUGCCGCACGAUAACAAGAGAGAUAGUUUUGAGUGGAGUCGUUUGGACGGGUGGAAUCCUGUAAUAGAUAGGCUGACAGGCUUGCGCAAUGAGAGUUAUUACAUGGCAACGCAAGUGGAGCCCCCGGUCACGAACGGACAUCACUAUAGACAAAACUUAGGACAUGUUCACAUGUCUAGAUCUCCCCCUGCACACCAUAAUGUUAUCAUCGAGGAGGAUUAUGGAACGACGAGGCACAGCGCGGGCGAGUCGGGCAGCGAGAGCGGCGCGUUCAGCCGCGACGCGGUGGGGCGCCGCUCCAUGUCGGAGAAGCGGCACGCGGCGCUGGACGCGCGCAGCACCGGCACCUACCGCAGGCUCAAGGAGAGCAAGGCGCUCAGCGCUAUGCAAGUUGGUCCGUCUCUUGGUAUGCGGAAAUCAUCAAGUCUAGAAUCUCUCCAGACAGCGAUACAGGAAACUCAAAGAAUCCCAAUUCGAAACGAACCCAUCUAUGCACGAGCUCACCCACCGCUAAAACAUUGGCUAACCGAUGAUAAUGCAGCUCCAGAAACGAUCGUACGAGGCUCGCCACAACAAUCUUCGUUAUCACAUAAGAAACCCUCACUACUUAAAUCCUUAUCCACAAUGUUUAGGAUCGGCAAGCCACACAAGAAGGCGGAGCCGGAGAUCUACGGACGCGCCCAGCCGGGCCGCUCGUCGGAGAAACUGUCUCGCGAGACUCUCGAGAGACACCGCUCCGACGAGCGUGCUCCUGACGAACCCGUGCCAUCCACAAGGGAGGAGCGCGCGCGCGGCGGCUCGCAGCGGCGCGCGGCGCGCACGGCGCCCUCGCCCGCGCGCGCGCACCGUGACUUCAAUAAAAUGAUGUUAUUCUUCGUGCAGCAGGUGAUGGACAACGCCUGGGGCCCAACCGGGCACUACGUUAAUUAUGAAGAAAUACAACAAAAUUUAAACAGUCAGCGGCGGGAGAAACUGAGCGAGGUGCAGAUCGGGCAAGUGCGACGGACCGCGCAACACGACAGUAGACGACCAGCCGCUGCCGGAUAUCACUCCCAACGGUCCUGCAAGGACAGUGGAGCUCGGCCGCAGUCCAACUACUACGAAUACGAAAGCGCUCCACCAAGAAGACCAGGGAAACUCUCGCACUACCACUGAACUCUGCGAAGUUAUAGUUCUGGAUAUUAUCUUACGAGAUGACUCGACACGCUAUACACCAAUCUGCUUCAAAAACUCUCAAAAAAUUCCUGAUAUUGGAAUAUUUUUUUAAGUAAGCUGUUUGAACAAUUCUAACCCAAUAAUCCAGAAGCACGUGCAAAAAAUAAAUUAGCCUUAACCUCGAUCUGGUUUAUUUCAGUGAAGUUGAAUGGAUGUGCUGGAUAUCUGGAUUGGAAAAAUGUAAACAGCUAAUGGAGAAAUAAAAUUCCAUAUCAUAAGUUCCGAGAAUAUAAAUAGAAGACAAUGCUAUCUUAUAUUAGUUAGGACAUUUGGUGAUACUAUUGACAGGCCCGCUUGUUGUGUAAAUAUUUCUCAAAUUAAUUAGGCUAUGAAAUAUUUUGUAAGUUUUAUUUAGGAGCGCUAUCAGGAAUUGUCAUCCAUUAUGCUAUGACAUUAUCACCUGAAAGCGUACUGUGAAACAUACAGAGCUACUUGUAACUGGAUUUUGAAUGUGUUCAUUAUAAGAAAUAUGUACAUAUAUGAGAAAGUGAAGUUGUUUGUUGGAUCUGAAUGAAAUCUUAAAUCAAAAAUGUUACUUAAACAUAAAUUCUACUUUAUUAUUGAAUUAUACUUACCUGAACUAUUGUA